Colletes gigas is the source of this 924-nucleotide messenger RNA. RefSeq names its product cell wall protein DAN4-like. The record is from RefSeq and is a predicted model, not a curated record. The transcript has 2 exons. NCBI's taxonomy places the organism in Eukaryota, Metazoa, Arthropoda, Insecta, Hymenoptera, Colletidae. Bases 48 to 650 code for a protein of 200 amino acids.
CAUUUGUGACACUUAUUCUACCAGAGAGGCUCGGAACAUCUUCGAACAUGCGUAACGUAAUUUUUUUGGCGACAUGCAUAUCUCUGAUUGUUUGCGUAUGGGGAAACAACUUAAUUAUUGGAAAACGUCAGCCGGGUGACGUUCUAAUCACAAAGAAGGACAUCUUCAAGCCAAGAGUGUUUCAUAGACCGCAGAUAGGUAUGUGCAAUGCGACUGCCCACCGUGGUCAACACAUUUCCUUCAUCAGUGUAACAACUCCAAACCCGUGGAUAAUGGGUAUCAAAAUCAUCGAAGGUGGUAUUGGACACAGCUCCGUAGAAGUAAUGGGAGUUUCAAGACCGAGCUGGGCAGUUGUCAUGAAAUGUAUUAUUUUUGCUUCGCCCAAGAAGAAACCAACUACCGAACACACUCCGACUCCCACGCGUUCGACCACAGCUAAAACCACAACGGCAAAAACAACCACCACUCGACGACCAUCGACGACUACAACCACCACUUCAAAACCAGAGACGACUACUGAUCCCACCACUCCAAAACCAGAAACGACUACUGAGCCCACCACUUCAAAACCAACAACUACUGAGCCCACCACUCAAAAACCAACAACUACUGAUCCCACCACUCCAAAACCAGAAACGACUACAUACUGAGCUCACCACUUAAAAACCAGAAACGAUGACUUAGUGGGAAAAAUGACGUCCACGUCCUUUGUAUAUAAAUAGGUAAAAUUUAGUCGGCAAACAGGCGUACAUUGGGCGAUCAAGUUGGUAAAUGUUGAAACACGCUCAAUUAAUUUAAGAAUAAAAAUUGUGAGCAAACUGCGCUUACAUUCGGAUCGAUGACUUGCGUCAAGCGUUAGUAGCUAAUUAAAAUAUAGAUAAUUUCAAAUACUCGACCUAAAUCAUAUCCGAUACAAACUGUACA